This is a messenger RNA of Drosophila ananassae, 325 nucleotides long. RefSeq lists its product as uncharacterized. Bases 80 to 274 code for a protein of 64 amino acids. NCBI's taxonomy places the organism in Eukaryota, Metazoa, Arthropoda, Insecta, Diptera, Drosophilidae. The record is from RefSeq and is a predicted model, not a curated record. The transcript has 2 exons.
GAUUAAAAACAGAGCAGCAGCCACGUAAACAGGAAAACAGUCGGCAAACAGAAGUCGAACGGCGAGGAAGUACAGAAAAAUGCUGCUGAAAUCAAUAUUUGCGACAAUAUUGGCCAUUAUUUUGGUCUGCUGGCUGGGACACGUCACCUGCCAGGCUGCCGAUGACGAAAUUGAAAUUGGGGAAGCUGGCAAUGAAGUACCUUCGAAGAAUGAGUUUCCAGUGUGGGAUGAUGCCCAGGGAGAAUGGCCAGGAGUUGGGGAUAAUGUCGACUAGGAUUUAGAAUAUUUUCAUUCACUUAAAAUUAUUAAAGUUAUUAAAAUUUAA